CGAUCCCGACCAAUCAGUUUUAACGUAGUCCUUACCGUCCAUACUACGGGAAGCAAAAGACACAUUACAGAGCAGCUGACCGCCGCUAAUUCUUACGGUAGUCCAUGUAUUCCCAGCUCCACUGGGAGGCAUGGAAGCUCACAAUAUAACCUCAUUGGUCCUGCUGGCUUGCGGCUCAUUCAACCCCAUCACCAACAUGCACCUGAGGAUGUUUGAACUGGCUCGAGAUCAUCUGGAAGACACAGGUCAGUACAGGGUGGUGAAAGGCAUCAUCUCUCCAGUGAGUGAUGGCUAUAAAAAGAAGGGUUUGAUUGAGGCCAGCCACCGUCUGGAGAUGGCCAGAUUGGCAACAGAGAACUCAGACUGGAUCACAGUAGAUUCCUGGGAGUGCUUGCAGCCUGAGUGGGUGGAGACAGCUAAAGUUGUUCGGCAUCACCAUGAGGAACUGCUUUCAGCAGCACGGAACAAUGAUGAUGUGGACACAGUCAAGCACACCAAAAAGAGACGCAUAGAUGAGAAUUAUCUUGGAGUUUCAUCUCAUCAGAAAAGGAGAGGUAUCAGUCCUUACUUACGAAAGAUUGCUCUGAGGCUGAAGCUGAGGAAGGUGAUUGAGCAGCGCGGCGACCAGUACAUCAUCAAAACGGUCAGCGCCUUCCGAAACUACACCAUCUCCUUCAGAGUGGGCCAGGAGUUUGUGGAAUAUACCCAGGGACUGGACAACAGACAUGUCAAGUCACUGGUGACAUGGGAGGGGAAUAAACUGGUGUGUGAACAGAUUGGAGAGAAGAAGAACCGGGGUUGGACUCACUGGGUUGAAGACGACAAGCUACAUCUGGAGUUGCACUGCGAAGGAGAAAUAUGCAAGCAGGUCUUUAAGAAAAAUGUGGCUGAGUGAAGAAGAAUGAAAGUUGUAUUCCAGGAGAUGUUACUCUGUGAUGAACAGCAUCGUGUUAAAUCCACCGCUCUAAGCCCUGAACAACAAAACCACAGUAAAAGUUCAGUCUGUGGUGUUUUCUCUGUACUCAGUUCAGGAGAAAAUAUCCGUCCUUUCAGGGUAUGGAUUUACACCAGUAGAUGGCAUCACUGCAUUACUUUUGUCAGAUACUGGUCUACACUGUUGUGUAGUUUGCUGGUGUUGGCUUCAGCAUCAUGCAUCUUUAUUGCUUGUUUCAAUGGGCUGAAAAAAGCUUGUCCAUUCAGGCUCUGUUAAGUGAUAAGUUUUUGUUUCCAUAAAAUCUCUUUUGUCUGAUAACACAAAUUUGAGGAAAUGUUUCUUUUCACUGGCUUGUGCUAUCCACCUGGCAUUUGGUUGAGCUAUUUGUAAAAUUAAAAUCUCACAUUCAUGUAGAUGCAUCUACACCCAAUGUACAACAAAAAGUGAGGUGCAAGAUGUUCGGAAUGCAAUUUGAUUUUAUGUGACUGUAUAAUAAAAUGGGUUUUGAAAGAAGUCUGAAGCAGCAUCUUUUUCUUAUUCUGUCAUUCUUUUUUGUCAUCCUAUCUUUAGAAAAAUAAAAGUUAUUUUUUCUGAUUGUAUGCUAUUGGGUUCUCUGACUCAAAGAUCUGCCCUGUGUCACCAUUUAUUCUACAUGUGAUGAUGAUGAGGUAGGGAUUGUAAUGAAUAAUUUUGCAGUAUAAUAAAUAUAAAAAUUGUACAGUAGCUAAUCUGCCAUAUUGCUGCUUGUACCUU
Molecule: messenger RNA, 1687 nt
Organism: Seriola dumerili (greater amberjack)
Lineage: Eukaryota; Metazoa; Chordata; Actinopteri; Carangiformes; Carangidae
Product: retinoid-binding protein 7-like
Exons: 7
Coding region: 131-895 (254 amino acids)
Biological process (GO): fatty acid transport; NAD+ biosynthetic process
Cellular component (GO): cytosol; nucleus
Molecular function (GO): fatty acid binding; nicotinate-nucleotide adenylyltransferase activity; nicotinamide-nucleotide adenylyltransferase activity
Source: RefSeq, a predicted model, not a curated record